This is a messenger RNA of Podarcis lilfordi (Lilford's wall lizard), 18367 nucleotides long. The record is from the annotation of a GenBank genome assembly. NCBI's taxonomy places the organism in Eukaryota, Metazoa, Chordata, Lepidosauria, Squamata, Lacertidae.
AUGCCCCCACCGGGUGGAUUCAAAUGUAUGGCGACCAGGGUGAGGAAGUACUGGUCCCCAAUUUGUAUGAUGCCCUUCUAAGACAACUAAGGGACAUGCCAAUUCCUGCAUAAUUUUUCAUGGAGACUUUUAAUAGUUCUUAAGUUUUGUAAUUCUAUGUUUUUACUUCCACUGUUUGGAAGGUUGAAUUGAAAUUAUUGGUCGCUCUUAAUUUUUGACCGUAUUCGGUAUAGAAAAUAAAUAAUUAAAAAGAUAUCUAAGCCAUUAUUUCAUCACUCUGCUACAUUUUAUCAUUUCAUUGUAGGCCUAUUAUUUUGGUAUGUUUCCUUGAAUAUCGAUAAAGAAAAGCAACUCAUAAAUAUUUUGAAUAAAUAAAUAAAAUCCCAGUGCCAAUAAAAUCCCAGAGCUGAACUGAGGCGUGAGGAAAUUUGCUGAUCCAAAACAAAAUGUUGAAAAUGAACUCUUUAAACCUAUUGCGUUAGGUAUGUGGGUUGCUUUGCUUCCAAAGAAAAGUUUGUAGGAUGUUGCAUUAUGUAUUUAGCUUUCUUGGCUUCCAAAGAAAAGUGUGUAGGAUGUUCGAGUUUCAACAUCCCAUAUUCAACUUAUUUAUCAUUCCUCAUGAGGCCUUAAGGGCACAAAGUGUUAGAUCAUUUAGCUGCAGGAAAGCCAAGGCAAUUAUAAAGCAAUUCACAAUAUAGUGAUCUGGCGUAAACAAGUAAUACCGUCAUUUAAAAUCAUUAAUAUAGUUCAUUUAUUUAGCUAUCUAUCAAAUUUAAUUAUAUGCCACCCUCCCUCCCAAGCAUAGCCCACAGAGGGGCAAGCAUAUCUGUAAUAAAAAUAAAAUAAAAACUUGUUUAAAACAUUUUUAAAACAUCAAAAAACAAAGAAACACAAUAAAACAUGUAACCAAUUAUGUGUCUGAAUAGGCCCACUGAAGAGAAAAGUUUGAAGAAAUUGCUUUAUACAGCUUAGAAUAAAAUUGAUGAAAUACUUUUUUUCAUAUGUGCAUUAUCUGUUAUCACAGCGUUUCCCUCCUGCAGCUUCACUAUCACUUUCCUCUCUUUCUCCUUCUGUUGUUCAUACGCCAGCCACUUCCCUGAUUUAUUGGCAAAUUCAAAGUUUUUCAUUUAGCAUAAUUAAACUUUUCUAUCUCUUGCGUUUUUAGCAUAGAUAACUGCCUCUGCAACGUCUUAAUUUGCCAAUUAAUACUAAUCUUAUGUGGAAAUCUUUCUUUUUCCUUUUGUCUAAUUUCAGUCAAGAUUGUUUUUCAUUUUAUCUUGUCAUCAUCCCCCCCUCCCCCAGCAAUAAAUUAUAUUCUAUAAAAUAGCCUCUGUGUUGGAGAAAAAGCAACUCUGAAGUGGCCCUCAUUUGAUCCAUCCACCACUAGGGAUUUAAGGGGCCACUCAGUGUUCACCACAAUCGGCGCCGUUUCUGUUUGGCUGCAGUUCGGCUUCCCCUAAAACCUACACAAUUCAGUUCACUGACAAACAUAAUUAAUCAUAAUUAAUUCUGUAAUUAUUUCAUUUCAAAGCAUUUGUGGAAUGCUCUCCCCAGGGAAGUUUGCCUGGUGCCUUUAUCAUGUAUCUUUAGGUGCCAUUCGAAAACUCUCCUCUUCAACCAGGCCUUUGGCUGAUUCUACAGCCUUUUAAAUGUGUCUGUGAGAAAGGGUGUGUCUGUGUGUUAUUGCUUUGCUGUUUUGCUUUUGCUAUUCCCUAGCAGUUCAAAAGCACGUUAAAGUGCAAGUAGAUAAAUAGGUACUGCUCCGGUGGGAAGGUAAAUGGCGUUUUCGUGCACUGCUCUGGUUCGCCAGAAGCGGCUUAGUCAUGCUGGCCACAUGACCCAGAAGCUGUAUGCCAGCUCCCUCAUCCAGUAAAGCGAGAUGAGCGCCGCAACCCCAGAGUUGGCCACGACUGAACCGAAUGGUCAGGGGUCCCUUUACCUUCAUCCUGUAUUUUAUUCUGUGAACCGCCUUGUGAUCUUUGAAUGAAGGGCGGUAUAUAUAAAUCUAAUAAAUGAAAUAAAUCAAAAACAAAUUGUCAUUCUUCAAUGCUGCUAAGAGAAUAGAACUCUGCUGCUUUAAAAAAAAAAAUCAGUGUUUUCCUCCCUCCUCUCUCUCCCUCUCCGUGUUCUCACUCUUACUGCAGGCUGAGAAUGCUUUGCUGCUGCUGCUGCUGCUGCUGCAGGCUUCUCGCCCUAUCCAUAAGGUUGAGUUAGCCAAGGUGGAGGAUGGGAGCAGCAUGGAACUGUCCCAGCUCCUCAAUGAGAUCAGGGCAAACUAUGAAACGCUCAUCACCAGAAGUCAGAUAGAGACCAUCCUCUCAGCAGGGACCCAGGUAAUGAUUAUAUACAGAAAGGCACCUACCCGAAUAAGGAGGCAAUCCAAUGUGUACUCAGUUCCUCUCUCAGCCUCUGUGAGGUACAGUAUUUUCUUUUCCAAUGCAGCCUUUUAUUGGGGAAAGGGAAUUGCGGUGUGUGUGUGUUAUUCCGUUCUUUCUCCUCUCAUACUGCAGCAUAUCUAGCCCGAAAAACUGCGGGGAAAUACAUGAAGGUAUAAGUCGUGUCACCUUGCAUCUAUCUGUUUAUGUAAAUAGGAUGGCAAAGGUUUUUGUGAUUCCCACCCCCUCACCCCCAAAUGAAGUAGUACUCUUGGCUCAUUUUGAGAUGAUUCUUCUUUUUUUGUUGGGGGGCGGGAUAAAGUAGGCAUCCUUUAGCAGUUGUGUAUAGGAGCCAUUUUAAGGUGGGUUAAGAUUUCUAGCCACUUUUAAGGUUGUGGGAGCCUGUGCUUUAACCCUCGAGGUAAUAUUUACAGUGUCCCCCCAGAAGAUGAAAACGAGUGCCAUAGUAUUUUGCAAUGCCUUGCCUUGUUCCAGCUCUCGUAUUUCUUAAAGGUUAUCCGGUCACAAUGACACCAUUAGACAUCCACACAGAAAUAAACAUCUGUGAAUCACAGCUGGACAAUUAGUCUGAGUACUGCAACACAUCAUAAACUAAGAUAUGUAAGCUAGCUGAUGUUAUCACCCUGCUACACUUUAAAUAUGGUUAUUUCUGAUUGUAUGGUCCUAUUAUUAUCUCACGGCAGGCUUGCUUCUGGUGUAAGAUGAUACUAUUUGUAUGUUCCAGCAGCUUUCAAAUUCUGUCCCAAGAGGCUGGGACAGGUUACAACAACUUGUCCUCACAGCAGCCUGCUAGGUUAGGCCUAGAGGCACUGACAUGCCCAUCCAGAGAGUUUCUUGGCAGAGAAGCAACUUGGACCUGGAUUCCCCACUUCUCAAUGCGCCCAGCUGCUCUGUGCAACAUGUAUGUGAACCACUGAUAGCAACAUAUGUUGCUGAAAACAAGGCUUAAAGGUAAAGGGACUCCUGACCAUUAGGUCCAGUCGUGGCCGACUCUGGGGUUGCGGCGCUCAUCUCGCUUUAUUGGCCGCGGGAGCCGGCGUACAGCUUCCGGGUCACGUGGCCAGCAUGACUAAGCCGCUUCUGGCGAACCACAGCAGAGCAGCCGUUUACCUUCCCACCGGACCUGUACCUAUUUAUCUACUUGCACUUUGACGUGCUUUCAAACUGCUAGGUUGGCAGGAGCAGGGACUGAGCAACAGGAGCUCACCCCAUCGCGGGGAUUCGAACCGCUGACCUUCUGAUCAGCAAGUCCUAGGCUCUGUGGUUUAACCCACAGCGCCACCCGCGUCCCGAAAACAAGGCUUACAUACCUAUAUACCAAUGGCCCUGGGUCAAUAGAAAAGCUGUAGGAUAGGGCAGGGGUGAGGAACUUUCUUCAGGCCGCAUACCCUCCAACUGUCCUCAUAAUUCUGCAUCACUAUCACUGCUGGGGAGGGGCUCUUUCCUUGUUGGUUUUGCAUGUUAAGAUUUUUAUUAAAGUUUUUCAGGAUACAGACAACCCCUCCCCGUGCAAAGCCCAGCUAGCUCCAGUGCUCACCCUUGACCCCAUAACCUCCUUGCCCCCACACCCCUCAACUCCAACCCCCACAGGCCUGUCUUCAUCCUGCCAGCUACACACACACACACACACACACACACACACAGUGCAUGUUCCUGCCCAAGGUCUCCUCUAGCUGCCACCUUCUCUUCAGACGUGACCUGGCUCACUUUCUCCUUCUUGUUUUUAUUUGGUCAACUGGAUGGGGACCUGCCAGGUUGGAGAGUCGCUGCUUCCCACAAUGGAGACAGGGACAUCAGUGUCCCCGUUGCCUUGCUCCCCCUUCUCCUCCUCUACCCGCUACUUGUGCUGCUGAUACUCUGCUGACUGGCCGCUCUAGCUCCCUCGCUCGAACCCGGUGCAAGACUCUUCCUUCCCCCUCAACCCACCUUCUACAACUCCCAGGAGCAGCAGCAAAAGGAGGUGGCAGAGGAGGAGGUCUCAGUCGGCAACUCUCUCAUCCCUGCUUCCCCCAACAUGAAGCCAUUUCUGAUUAGUGUACCUCAACAAAGAUGGGGAUUUCGGACUCUGUGUGAGAAAGUGAGAAGCCACGAUGGCUUAAGGGUUUUCAUGAUGGUCCUGGCAUUUCCGGGGCAGUUGGAGGCUAGGAGGCCACAUUCACUCGUGAUCAAUCUUCGGGGGGAGUGGUACAUGCCAGUGAGUCCUUUAUCUCUCACACAUGAAAUAGCUGAGGAAAGAAGUUUGAGUACAGUGAGAAGGGAGUGACCCUGAAAGGAGGCAAAGUGGCUGUUUUAAAGCAUCCCAGCUUCACUUAAACCUCUGCUGAUGUUUAAAACUGCCAUUUUCCUCUCAGUGUUACUCAUCCCCUACUUUACUGGCUGCAACAUAGGCUGUUGUUUAAAACAGCCACUUUUUUUUCUUACAAAUCGGGUCCUCCCUUAAAGAGGGCACGUGUUGCGGUGGGACCUGGCAACCUAACCCUGUGUUGUGGGUGGGUAUGUUUGGAUAGCCACAACACCCGAUUGGUAGGUCCCUUGAUGCAGGGUUCAGUCAGGCCAAUGGGACACAGGCUAAACAGAUCAAGGGACCUAUAUAUACCUAUGUACGUGACCCAGAGCUUCCUCUUUCAGUGCAUGCAUCAGAACACCUGCCCACCUCUCCCUAUAUUUAGGGCUUGUACGCUUGACCUUGCUAUGCCGUCGUGUGUCAUCUGUCGUUGGGACAGGGGCACGGCAAGAAUUUACCCCACUUGGCUGAUUGGUUGGUGCCAUUUGGGUUUCACCUGCCGCGUAGCAAAUCGUCACAACUUGUAAGGUUGCGGAUAGGCUCUGGUUCAGGUGACAGAAAUGGGAGAACGCUCUCGCCAUCCCUAUGUGAAGGCUAUUCUGUUAGAGGAAUCCAGGGACUCAAUGGUUUGGUCAACCCCUGUGAGGAAGUUGUGCCCGUGCCUGAGUCCAGGGGGGCAUUUGGGUGGCGGAGAUAGCCCGCUCCCGGCUUUCUGCUUAUCCAGGUGUUCACCCUAGGCUGACCUAUGCUGGUGCCCUGGGUCAGCGCUACCUGCAACGGUGCAGGGAGCUAGUAGAACCAGAGCCUAUGCAACCAGUCACUUGCUGUAAUCAAUAAAGUUGUGGCCUAAAUUCUGUCAAAAACCAAACCAAAAUUAGAAUCUUGUGUGAAUUUAUUUAAGGGGGAGGUUUAAAAGUCUCAACACGCAACACUUCUCACUGUACUUAAACUUCUCCCUCUUCCAUUCCUCAGCUACCCCAUGUGAUAGAGAUGAAGGAAGGAGAGGCUUCAAAUAUUCCAUUGUAGCGUCACACACUGUAUUUCACUCCUGGUGCCAUGUGUUGUCUUCAGCAUAAAGUUCCAGAUUACGUGUAAUAAUUUAGAACAGAUAUUUUAUUAAUAAGCCAUAUAUGUACAUAAGCCAUCAGCUGAACUUAACCUUCCCUAACUGAACAAGCUAACUGACAGCCUUGCUCUUAAUAAUCUAUUUAACUUAAAAGAUAUAGUACCGUGGGUUUCACAAUGGUUCACACGCAAAAGGGGCUGUUAUUAUAGGAGAGAGGAUGAGUCGUGGAAAAGGGGUGGUCCGUGUUCAAGGUCGGGUUGAGGAGGGAAAGGAAGUGAAGGUGAAAAUGGGGGUGUAAAGGGGGCUGCAAAAAAAAGGAGGGAGUAGGAGACAUGGGAAGGGGGUGAACAUGAAAGCUGGGGCAUGAAGUGUCCACAGAACAGGAGGGAAAAGUAGCUUCAUAAUUGGAUGGAAGGUGGCAAGGGGUGCUUAGUCAUUGCAAUAUGUGGAUGGAGAAAGAUGCAGGGGGCCCCAUGAGGGUGGUUUGUGAGCAAGGGUCAGAGGCACAAAAAGAGGAGCAGGAGGAGGCAUGGACAUGAAGGUGAAGGUGAAGGUGAAAAGAGGCGCAAAGCAGGGCUACAGAAUAAAGGGGAGAAGUGCCUUCAGAAAUGGAACUGGAGAGGUGAAAAGUGAGCUUAAUAGUUGCAUGAGAUGGAAAGGGGAUUAAUGCAGGGGAGAAUGGCAGGCCGGGGGGGGGGGGGAGGUUGGCAAGUGUAGCCCGUAGUAAAGAACCAUAAAAAGGGACAGCAACUGGAGCCUUGAAGUUGCCCGCCAACAGCAUCAAACUGAACAAACAUACAGGUCACAUUCAUCCUCAUAUCAUAUUUCAUGUUUCUGCCUGGAUUGCAAGCAUUUUUGUUUUUCUAAAUGUGAACCUAUAUGUAUACAUAUUAAUUAGCUGCAUAUGCAAAUUUCAUGCAUAUAUUUGACCUCUGUGGUGAGAAUGUACUUCUUGCUGCUGCUCCUUCUUCUUCUUCUUUUGGAAAUGCAUAAAUAACCAUCCUAAAGCAUGAAUUUCUUCUGCAUAUACCAUGAACAGCACAAACCAGGCCUUCGAUGACGUCCGCCAUGCCUACAGUCACUCCCCUGUUAUUUGAGGAUGUGUCAUGCAAAGGCAAUUUGUAAUCUGGUAAUGACAGAGUACGUGCAUUUCUCCAGAAGGAACAAAGCUAGGUAUUUGUAAAAAUAUUACCUCAGAAGUAGGUGUCAGUAGAAAUCCACAACUUAUGUCUGAACUGGUUGCUGACGAUUAUUUUCUAGCAGCCAGAUGAGAAGUCAAAUUCCAAUAUGAUGCUUCAACAAUGUUUAUGCAUUUUCAAACAGGUAUCAGAUCCAUCAGGCUGAAUAAAAUUAUAUAGUCCAGGCUUUAUCUGGGUUAAUAAAUACAUGAAAUUAUUAUUAGGGGUUUUUUAUUUUUUUAAAAAAACCUUUUAAUCUGUGAUCCAUUUUGUGGCUUUCAGACCAUCGUUUCCUUUCUUGUUUUUAAGGCUAACCUUUUUUGUCCUACAUAUAUAUUAUGUAUUCUCAUUAAAGACUCAAAUAUUAUAUAUUGUUCACAUGUUCUAGUACAAAUGUGGGGGGGGUGGCUUUUGGCCAGGGGGCUAUUUUAACUCCCUGCCAAUAAAUGUAAUUACAAAAAUGAAGACAGAACGACAAGUUUUUCCAGAAGCACCUUGGGGAAAAGUAACAACAUGAGCUUUCUGAAUGUCAGAUGAUGCCUAGUCACUGUUGAAGUGGAGCCAUCAAGCAUCCUUAUCUGGCGUUAAUUGUGCAAAGUACCUAUUAUCCCCCAAAGCCUCUGCAGUGCUAUCAUAUCUAUGUUUACUAUUGCCUCAGAAUUGCUGCCUCCAGAAUUGUCCCAUAGUGCCAAGAGUGCAUCUCACGCAGGGUGGGGCAACCGGGUACACCUGUCCUGAGCCUCAGAGAACUAAGUCGGCCUGGGUGUGUGUGCGCCAGGGGCCUGCUGAACUUACACCAUCAUGACAAGAAUGUCCCAUGCCCCCCAUGUCCUCAGACAAGCUCUGCACAUGCCUGGCCCCAUAUAUUUGAUUUCUUGACCAAUGGGCUGUAUUUUGUCAGGACUGACCAUCUCUGCAACAACACACCCAUUGCACCACAUUUCUCCUGUGUAGGUGCAUGCCCAGUGCUAUUAAGGACAGAAAAGCAGUAUACAAAUUAUUUUUUUUAAAAAAUGUAAAUACUGUCUGGACUGCUGUGAUGUCUCCAAAUGUCUCACAGUUCUGUUGUUGGAAGACUUCCCUGCGCUGGCUUAACUCCAAUAGGUAGAUGAAGAAAUGUGAGGUGUUGGAAUUACCGUAUUUCCUCAAAUGUAAUCCUCACUUUUUUUGGCCAAAUUCUGCCAUGAACAUUAGGGUGUGCGUUAGAUUUGACGGUGUAUUAGACUGCAAACUUGCCUAGAUGGGGUGAUCAAGUUCUACUGAGUCUGCUUUUUUUCCUUUGGGCACCAUGAAAAAAGACGAGCUCUUGCUAACUGGGAGGCCCAGUUGCUCUGUUGCCACUCCACUGCCACCACUGCCAUCCUUGCCACAGGAGGGGGAGAGCCACGUGGGUCAGCAGAAGCGGCUGGAGCCGGGUGAAGUGAGUCGGGGACUCGGUGUGCAUCACGGGAGUUUGCUCGUACAAACACAUUGCCUUUCCCCUCGCCCCGCUCGGCACACCAGCCACUGAUUCAAGAUCGCCCCAUCCUGGUUCCCACCCCCCCGCCCCGCCCCACGAACAAGGACUUGGCCUUACUGGUGAACAAGGUGAAUGUUGCAGGAACCGGCCUUGUCAUGCGAAAAAGAGUCUAGCUGCAGGCAUGAGCACAGUAGCCCAUUUGCGCUGGGACGGUAUUUGAGACAGAAAAUGGUGGCUCUCAGGAGAGAAGAUUGAGCAGGCCUUGGGAGUGCACUUUUUGCCAAUGCGCAUUACAUUCUCAAGCAAAUACCUUUUUGAGUUUCAAGUUUUUGAAAACUAGGGUGUGCAUGAGAUUUGAAUACAGUACGCAGGUUAGCAGCUUCCUCAUGUCAUCUGAUGCAGGAACCGAGUAGUGUUUCUGAAUUAUGAUCUUAAUGAGUACUCUGGGAUUCAAACCAUUUGCCUCCCCGCCCCCCAGUGAUAUCCACGCAACUGACUCAUAGACACCUUGACUGUAUUUUGAACUUUCUUGAGAAGCUUCAGUGAGUCCUUAAGUCAGUGAGUCCUUAACGGUAUAUUUCUGCAUCCUACAAUUUUCUGGGAAGCCCUUAGAACUUCCCCCUAGUUCCCAUUGGAACAAAGCCAAAGUACCAUACUUUUCCAUGUAUAAGACUAUUUUUCUUUCUUUAAAAAUCAUACUUAAAAGUGGAGGUCGUCUUAGACAUGGGUAAUGCAUAGGGUUGGACGUUUGAUUGGUUGCUGCAUCAAUGGGUGGUGUUGAUUGGCUGACGCUCCAGCAGUUGGGCUGGUGAUUGGUUACAGACGCUUCAGGUUACAGACUCUUCAGGUUACAGACUCCGCUAACCCAGAAAUAGUACAUCAGGUUAAGAACUUUGCUUCAGGAUGAGAACAGAAAUCGCGCAGCGGCGGCAGCGGGAGGCCCCGUUAGCUAAAGUGGUACCUCAGGUUAAGAACAAUUUCAGGUUAAGAACGGACCUCCAGAACAAAUUAAGUUCUUAACCCGAGGUACCACUGUACUGUAUAUGGAUGGCAUUUUAUAAAUAAGCAAACAAUAUUAUGGAGUAACCUCUGGAGUUGUGCCAAUUUGUCCUUUGAAACAUGCCAAGUCCCUCAAUGGGAAUUGUGCAAUUAGUUCUUCUUGGGUCUUCUUUGAGCUUCAGUGUGUCUGUCUUGGCACAUAUCAGGUUGAGCUACAUGAAGGCAUCUUGGUUUAAGCACUGGUACUAAAGAUCCUGUGGUGAAUGAAAAACUGGCCUUGUAGCAGCUGCUGAGUUCUUCAGAUCCUAUCCACAGGAUGCACCAUUAAAUACAAGAGCAACAUCGGCCUUUCUGAUGUGUUGGAGACCUUGUACUUGCUGCAGAGUGUAUGCAGGCAGAAUAAUCUCUCCCACCCCAGUGUUAAGCCUGAAGUUAGGAGAAACACCUGGAACGCCAUGGCCCAGAACAAUCGGCAUUCUGAUCACCCUGAAACACUGGAUCUAUCAAGGAUGAUGGUGGCUGUAGCCUAACAAUACCUGAAGAAACACAGUUUUCCCAUCCCUGCAAUAAAGAAUCGUGGUGGGGGUUGCUUUGCAGUCAUCCAUAAAUUCAUCUUAAUAUUUUGGUAUGUAAGGUAGACGGCAACACACUCACAGAGCUCUACAGCCCAUCUUGUUAUAUCUAAUACAGUUAUCAAUUAAAAAAAAAAUUCUAACUGCGAUUUUAUUUAUAUGUUGUUGUUUUAUCCUGGUCUGUGACCGUAAUAAAGUUCAUUCAUUCUAGCAUUUUGUUCUCAGUUUGUAGGCAGCAAGUCCCUUCUGAUACCAUGUCCUGUGUUCAAAGUGGGGUGGGAUGGGUUAGAACAUAUGCCAUUUCUUUUCAGACAGACCUAUGACCACCCCGUCCGUUGUUGUUAUUAUUAUUAUUAUUAUUAUUAUUAUAGUAUAAUAAAACGAAGAAGACAUGAAUUGUGCACCGGGUGUGCUUUGUUUCAGGAACUAAGAUUCAUUCACACAGCCAAAUUUGAAAUUUUCAGUAUGGGACAUCUUGAACUGAUGUGGCCAAUCCUUCCUCUUUGCAGCUAGAAGAAGCCACUAGUGAAAGAAUGAGCAAAGACGAGGAAGCGCUAAAAGCAGCCAGGGCAGAGCUAAAUGAAGCAAGACGCCAGUGGCACCAUAUGCAGAUGGAAAUUGAUUCUCUCCAUGCUGUGGUAAGUCUGAUUGAGCAGCUGGGCUGUCUGUGCAGAGAGAGGAGGUGAAAUUGCUUGCUGUUUUCCCUUGGGCUCACAGUACUCAAGGUAGCUUUACAGACCCUAUUUUCCAGGGACAUCCCUGAUUUAGAAAAGCCAUCCCGGUUUCUGAUUUGAUCCUGGAAUGUCCCACUUUUCCUUAGGAUGUCCCUAUUUUCAUUGGAGAAAUGUUGGAGGGUAUGAAGUUAUCCGACCCCCGAGCCGUCUGAAGGCAAUCCUGUAUAGGGAAGUGUUUUUUAAUGUUUUAUUAUGUUUUUAUAUAUGUUGUAAGCUUCCCAGAAUGGCUGGGGCAACCCAGUAAGACGUGUGGGGUAUAAUUAGUAAAAUUAUCAUUAUGGAGUGGGACGUCCCUAUUUUCAUCGGAGAAGUGUUAGAGGGUAUGGCUUUAUCUCCACCAUUCCUAGCACUGUAGGCUGGGCCUGAGGUGAACCUGGAAUAAGACAGGAGUCAGGAAGAACAAAGGCAGCAAAAAGGGUCAAAGAAUAAGCUAGAACUCAGGACCAGUUUACUUCAUGGCUAGAUCAUAGCUUACUGUAUCAGGAACUCAUAUAGGGUGCUCCCACCAGGCUACCCCAAUAGUACAAUCUGCUGCUGCAUCGUUCUUCCGGCUUUUAUUCCUGAUUUGUUGCCAUCUCCUUAGUCUAAGGUGCCUACCACUUGUGAUAAGUUCUAUUUUCUUGUCACCUAGAUAGUGAAAAGGAUGGCCUGAGAGGAGAUUGGCAAGGGAAAGGUCACAUGGAGAAAUGGGAAAUGGAACCCAUAAUCCUCUAUUGUUAUCAGACAGCAACAGCAGCAUUGUGGGGAAGGGAAACAAUAUUGUGGGAUCUCCAUAGUCAGAUCCAUUAGGACAGGCAUAGGCAAACUCUGCCCUCCAGAUGUUUUGGGACUACAACUCCCUUCAUCCCUAGCCAACAGAACCAGUGGUCAGGGAUGAUGGGAACUGUAAUCUCAAAACAUCUGGAGGGCCGAGUUUGCCUAUGCCUGCAUUAGGACAUGAGUGACUUCCCACAGCAAGCAUGACCUUGUGCCAUGCCCCUAGGGCAGCCAUUUUGUGAUUGGUGCCCACAGCACUUUCUCAAAAUUCAAAAUGUUUCCACUGGUCACUGAAGGUUGGCAAUUCCUGCAUAAUAGAUCUGAUCCCUGUAGCCAAAUAUCUGCAAUCAACCCUGACUGAAUGUAACUACAGUGGAACCUCAGUUUUCGAACGUAAUCCGUUCCGGAAGACCGUUCGACUUCCAAAAUGUUUGAAAAUCAAAAACUCAAUACGGAAGCCUCAAUGCAAUAGGGAAACUCAAAUGUAGCACAUUCUGCUUCCGAAAAUAGUUCGAAAACCAGAACAGUUACUUCCAGGUUUUUGGCGUUUAAAAACUGAAACCUUCGCCUUCCAAGACGAUCAAAAACCGAGGUUCCACUGUAUGUUUUAUAUUGCUCAGAAUAUAAAGGUUUGUGACAAAUACUGAUUUUAUUAGUUUGAAUUUAAUUUAAAAUGUAAAGUUGACUGUGUAUGUGUGUUUUUCAAAAGUUAUUUAUCCUCUUCUUUGUUUUUUUUAAAUGGUCCUGGGCUUUUUAGAAGUACAUUCUGGAAUUGAAACCAAUAAUGUAAUUUAACAGGAAAAGGGUCUGGAACAUUCUCUGCGCACCACAGAACAGCGGUACCAGACACAACUGAAGCAUCUGGAAGCAGAGAUUGAAGGCCUGGAGAGAGAGCUACAUAAAGUGCGGCAAGGGAUUGAGAAGCAGCUGCAGCAACACGAAAUAUUACUAAACACUAAGAUGAGGCUUGAGCAAGAAAUAGCUACGUACCGCAGUCUGCUGGAGAGGGAGGAGAAAAGGUACCCAGAGACAGUCCUCAAAUACCUAUAGCAGGGGUCAGCAAACUUUUUCAGCAGGGGGCCGGUCCACUGUCCCUCAGACCUUGUGGGGGGCCGGACUGGCUGCUUACCUGUGUCUCGUGAGCGGCAGGGGUUGUUGGCGGCGGCGGGACGGUGAGCGGUGCACGAAAGGGCUGCGGAGAGGGGCUGCUUAAAAUGGCGGUUGCUCAAGCACUGCUGCUGCUGGCACCAACAAAGCGCAGCCCCCUUCCUCCUCUAGGCAGGGCAGGGAGAAGCCAGAAGGAGGGAGGAGGCACCAAUGCCGCCGUGUGAGGGAGAGGGAGGGAGAGGGAAAGAACGCACACGCUGGCAAUCCACGCGGCAAUUCCUGGACUGUUCGCAGGCCGGAUCCAGAAAGCAAUAGGGCCUGAUCCGGCCUGUGGGCCUUAGUUUGCCAACACAUGACCUAUAGCAUAGCCAGGGUUCUAUGGCUAGUAAAAGUUAUCUUGUUUAUUUGCUUGCUUGCCUGCCUGCCUAGAUUUAUAUCCUACUUCCUGCCUAAAAUUCUUGACAUGGCUAGCACUGUGGCAGAUCCAAGGCAAUUUAGCUGGGAAAUGGACCAAAGCAUUUUCAUUGGUUGCCUAGCCCAUAUAUUAAAAAUGUACUCAGAAUAUACUCACACAAUAGUUCAUUCAAGGCAACCUGGUGGGUGAGAAAGGGAGAGUUUGAAAGCUUCUGCAAUCACCUCUGUAUUAUAGGAAAGUCUUAAUUAACCUAAGAAACCUUCAAUUGUGGCAGAUUCUCCAUUCAAGCAUGUGGCACAAGUGUUUUAACCAUUUCAGCUUCAUAAGCCAAUACUGUAUAUACAGUAUGUUGCAUCCAGUCCAGACCAUUGUCUCCAUAGAGGAAAGAAACAACAUAUGAUACAGCCCUGAGUUAACUCUAUCCUGACAGAGAUUGUAUACUGAAUAUACAAUACCACAUGCUUGUAUACUGAACAGGCAGAAGGUCUAAAGUGCCGUGCUGCAAACCAAACAAGUUCAAUCGGGACUGCUCAACCCACAGUGCUCACCCGCUGCAAAUGUUCAUGGUAUCUUGUUUAUCUAGAACAGGGAUGGGCAAUAGGUAGAUCAAAAUCUGCUGCUAUUUCUUCAGGCAAUUCACAGUCAAUCGAUAAUUGUUCCCGAUUCUGCUGUCCAAAAGCAGCAGCAGCUAAAAACCUAAAUCAGGUUGAUCCAAUGUAUGUUUGCAGGGAAACCAGAAAGCUCUUGUAUGAAAGGACUUUUGAGCUCCGUUCUGUUACUGAAAGCAGAUUCCUGGAUUUAAUUUGUGCUCUGCCCCUUUAUUCCAAGUGUACGUCAGCACAACAACCCCCCAACUAUUAUAGUUGGUGGGUUGGUGGAUAUCGAAACCUGGUAUGCACCAACGAAACAAAAAAUAUCCAGCAAGCCUGAAGUCUGGCAGCUCCCAAUUUAGAAGGAUCUAACCAGGCCCAUUCUACAUUCUUACAGUUUCUUCCUCUUUUUCUUUCAAGGUUUCAUCGUUCUGCGUGCCAAGACAGAAAAGGCGACAAAAAGCGCACCACUAGCCAAAUAGCGUUUAUCUUACCUUCAUGUGAGUUUUCUUAAGACCUGGAAUUAACAUAAAAAGACAGCUCACCAUUUAGGCAAAGUUGAAUGUGAAUCAGAACUUGUAGGAUUUUAAGAAAAUAAAACACUGGAAAAUAAGAGACAACUGUAAUUCUGGAAACUUCAUUUUUUAAAAAAUAUAAUUUUUAUUAACAGGCCAAUCAAAUCACAUUAUUUCCAAAUCACAUUAGUUCCAAAUUAUACAGACAGAUUUUUAAAUUUUUGUUGGGGGUACCCAUACUUCAAGCUCCGAAAGGGGUCCAAACAUCACUCAUGUUGCUGCUUUAAUUAAACAGUUCUAUCCAGUUCUGUCCAGAUAGUCUCUUUGUUACUUUCCUCAUCUUCUUGUUGUUAUCAUAUAUUCCUUUCUUUGCGAUCUCUGAUAAUCUUCACAAGCGGGUUGAAAACAAACAUCCUCUGUGUGGGUUUUACACUCUCCAAAAGUCAUAUCACAUAAAGGACAGACGCCAUUUCCACACCUCCAUAUAGAACUUUCCCUCAGUCUGUCCGUUGAUUUCCCCAGGCUUGCCAAGCAUAUCUCAGGGGGCUCUGCCAGGUCAAGAUCACAUUCCGAUAACCAUACAUUCACAUUCCGAUGACCCUGGUCCUCCUCCCCCUUGUCCUUCUAUAGGCAAGCCUGUCUUAGCGAGACGCCAUUUAUAACUGCGUCAUAAAACUUUCUUCCAUUCCCCAACGUUUUUACCAGUCCUCUCUUUGAUCAGUAAUUCAUUCCACACAGUUCUUAAAUUCCUGCUUGUGAUUAAUAAAUUGCAAUGAUUCUUCUCUCUGGAGGGGAGGGUUAUUGAUACUCACAUAAGACAAAAAAAGAAAAGUUCUUUCCUCCCCCCCCUUUCCGUUUCACUCCAACAUACCAGUCUUUUAAUGAUGAUUCAUCACUUGAUUUAUUUGUCCAGCCUGUCGCUCCGCUCACAGAGAUCCAUUAAUCAGCAGUCUUUACUCCCGAUCUUCACUUGAUGUAUGUGCAUUAGCUUCUUUCCAAUUAUAUAUUUCCAAUUAUAUAUUUCGAGCUAAUGCAAACCAGUGCGCGAAUUAGAGACAGCAUCAGGGAGAGCCGGCCUCACUCGAGGGCUUCGUGCCAAGUGCCCACACCCCCUUCUUUCGAAUCCGGGGGUGAAUUAUGGACACAGCUGGCAAGGCAGUCCCCCCAUUCCCUGGGGGGGGGUAAGGGAGGCUGCAUACUCCCAUAUCAGCCUCUUAAUUACCUCAUGUGGGUCAGAGAGAUGUUAUUGUCGGCCAUCUUCCAAUGUGCCCCCUGGUGGCGCAUAAUUCUGGAAACUUCAAAUGGGCAGAAUAGGUUGGGCUAGGUGAUCACAAUGUGUGGCACCUAUUCUGAACCAUUUGCUUUGGUUAUCGGUGGGUUCCCGGCCUCCUCUCAAAGUGCUGGUGCUGACCUUAAAAGUUCUAAACAGUUUGGUACCAUGUUAUGUGAAGGGCCACCUACAUAUAACAUACAAGCUUGCCUGGGAAUAUAACAUACAGGGCCCUACAUGUAGACCCAUCUAUAAAGUUGAUAGGUGCAUGAGACAGGGCCUUUUCUGUGAUGGCCCCCUUAUAUUAUGGACCUCUGCUACAUAGGAGUACAUAUAUCCUAAACCUUUAAGCAGGUUUUAAAAACCUGUUUAUUUCAGGCCACUCCCCAACCCCUAAUUUGGGACUCUAUUUCAUGGGCCAUUUAAAAAUAUGUAGCUGUUUAAGCUGCUGAAAUCUCUACUGCCAUUCUAUUUAUCUUUAACUGGCCUCGGUUUUUAAAUAGUUUUGUACUGUUAUUUAGAUUGCCUGGUGUUGUUUUGAAUUGCGUUGCUUUUUCAGGAUACGUAAGCCGUCUUGUGUGAGCUAUGCAGGGCAUAACUAACAAGCUAUACUGCCGUACCUUGGUUUUCGAACAGCUUAGUUCUUGAACGUUUUGGCUCCCGAACGCCGCAAACCCGGAAGUGACUGUUCCGGUUUGCGAACUAUUUUUGGAAGCCAAACCUCUGACAGGGCUUCCUGCAGCCAAUCAGAAGCCAUGCUUUGGUUUCCGAAUAUUUUGGAAGUCAAACGGACCUCCGGAACGGAUUCCAUUCGAUUUCCAAGGUACAACUGUAUAGCAAUUCACACAGUGGUAUGUUUGUUUGUUACAAGCAUGUUCAGGCUGCCCCUACUAAUACCUCAUUUGGCUCCUUGGACUACACAAUAAAUUCCUUACAAACACAUAACCUCCUCUUCUCCGAACACUGCACAUCCUCUGAUGAUCAACUAAUUACAGUUUCUCAUUUUCUAAUUGGACCGAAAAAAAGUCAUAUAUGGUUACAGAUGCCUGUUCCUGCAUAACAGUGAAAAUUGCAUUUUCUUUUCUGUUUUAAUUUAUACAGCAAGUGAGCUAAAGGCGCACGAGAUUGAAAAAGUGGAAAUACUGACAAAGCAAGCAGUCUUAAAUGGAAAUGUCGCAAAAGAGAGCGCAGAGGCUUGUGGAACGAUACAGUAAGUGAAACUGAACAGCACAGAGCGCUUACAAGCAAUAAGGAAAUGUUCUCUGAGACGGGUUGAGCUUAGGACUUUUGGGGGGGCAACUAAAACUACCACCUCCAUCCACAAGAGACAAAAUCCGCCAGAAAAAUAUCCUGCAGAAGUGGGAACUUUAACUUUAACACAGUGAGUGGGAAAUUGUGCAAGGCAUUGGCAAAGAGCAACAUUUGCCAGUUAAAGUAGCAACCUCACCUUGCUUCAUAGUAGGGAUGCUUCUGAUCAAGCACCCUGUAUCAUCUUGUUUUCAGACAACAUAGGGGUACCCAGUGUGGAUGGCUUAAGGUCCACUGUGGGUUGUUUUUAGAUUAUUGGUUGUGGUUUGUUUGAGGGAAGCAAACCACAGUACACAGUCUGCAUGACAACCAAACCCAGUUAUAGUGGUUUGUUUCUCCCACAGCUAUUGGAAAGGAACAAGGCAAGUGAAAAUCAGAUUCACAGUACAGUGGUACCUCGGGUUAAGUACUUAAUUCGUUCGGGAGGGCUGUUCUUAACCUGAAACUGCUCUUAACCUGAAGCACCACUUUAGCUAAUGGGGCCUCUUGCUGCCGCUGCGCCACCAGAGCACGAUUUCUGUUCUCAUCCUGAAGCAAAGUUCAUAACCUGAGGUACUAUUUCUGGGUUAGCGGAGUCUGUAACCUGAAACGUAUGUAACCUGAAGCGUAUGUAACCUGAGGUACCACUGUAAACCAUUAACUAACCUGAUGUUUACCAAGAAAUGCAAACUAGGCCAAUGAGUGAUGGACUAUUUAUUCAGAUGUCUCACUGUGUUCAAUAGCGAUCUACAUCCAUACCAUACCAUACUAUAAAUUCAAAACACAUUUAAAGCCCAUCACACGCACACCCUGCCAAAAUCCCGGGAACUGUAGCUUACCUCCUUACAGAGCUACAGUUCCCAGGAUUCUUUGGGGGGAACCAUAUGUUUUAAAUGUGCUUUAAAUUUUUAGUGUUGAUGUGUCGUGUAUUUAGGACUGGAGCCCAAAUGUUAAAAGGCAUCCACACAGGCAUUUAGCGAACAUUAAUUAGUAGGAAACAAAAGCAACCAUUGGUACUAAAGGGAGCCUAAAAACUCAGUGAUAAAUCAAUGCAGAUCCUUAAAUCGGUGUUGCUUAGUUCAACAGAAUUUCUCUCCGCCUUCUGUCCUGAAGAAGGUUGUGAGAGCAGAUUUCCAUGGGUAUCUUUCUUUUCAUAGUAUGAAAUCCUGGUUGAUCAUUUUUCUAGGGCAGCACUUCAGUUUGGCAUAAGUUCAUGUGUAGCAAAUUGGGCGCCUUUUAUUUUACAAGUAAAAAACUGCAGAAAGGUUGCAACUUGCCAUCCCGUUUCCUGAGGGAUACAGAUUUUAAAACCAGCCCCCGUAUUUCAGCUGACUAAACGAAAACUCUGUGUGUGGUCAGGUCAUGCCAAUUCCCAUCACUUUGUGAAAUCCUAGCUUGAAGGUCUGUUCCACACUCAUUCAUCAGUAUAAUGUUUAAUUUAUUGUUUCAGGACGGAGAAAGUAGAUGAAGUGAUUAAAGAAUGGGAAGGCUCUUUCUUUAAAGACAACCCUCGCUUAAGGAAAAAAUCAGUUUCUUUGCGGUUUGAUCUCCACUUGGCAGCCACAGAUGAAGGUUGUUUACAGACUAAACAGAAAGGCUUGCCUGAUAUCGAAGUGAGAUUGGUUAUGAAGCGGUCUUGCAGUAUCCCAUCCAUCAAAACCUAAAUCUGCAUCCCACUUACCCAAAGAUUAUUCAUGGAUGGGUUUCAGAAAUAAAUGGCAGUAUGGACCCAGGUGGAC